AUGAGUGCCAUAAGGUUCACGCUUCGAGGGCUCGCCUCUGCCGAUGGGCUCAGCCCUAGGCAGCGUUAUGUCCAAACUCUCACGGAGUACCUCCAGCCUAAUAGCACGACCCGGACGGAAGCGGCCGCUAAGUCAAUUGACACGUUGAGCCCACUCAAGCAAGAAGAUGGCGAGCCCAGCAGCACUGAGGACUUCGUGUGGGGAUUCUGGGAUGAUAUCGAUCAGAUUGCGCGUCAGAUACCGCAUAACCACGCAGCUCAGGAUAAGCUCGUCGAUGUUAUUCGGGAGCUGAAAGCUCUGCCGCCAACCACGAUCACUGUUUGGGGCAACGAGCAGCGUCUCUGGACUGAUUUGCCUCUCGCAGGCCCAGUGUUCCGAGAUGCGUGGGUUGGGCCUCAAGAGGGCGACAAAUCAUCCCAAGAUCAAUGGGUGAACAAGAAUGCCUUCUUUGCUCGUCUAUUUGGAACCAGGACCGUGUCCUGGAAGCCGAAUUUUGCAGUAUGGACAAUGAGAGACGCCUUGGAAUCAAGUGCAGAAUAUGCCGGAAAGUAUCUGUAUGAGUGGACGCUCAAUGGUGAAAGCGACGAGGAGUUUGUCAAUGUCACCAGCUCGGGAGAGCUGUUCAGUGGCUCAGCUGGUCUAAACAGCGAGAGAUGGACGUUCUGGAAGACCAGAUUCGAGAGUAUAUCGAGCGAAUUAGAGACGGAGGAGUCAACAAACAGGGCGCGAGAAGCUGCCAAGCAAAUGGCAGCAAUUGAUGGCAGCAGUUAA
Messenger RNA from Phaeoacremonium minimum UCRPA7, 771 nucleotides. RefSeq lists its product as hypothetical. The coding region runs from base 1 to 771 and encodes 256 amino acids. Lineage: Eukaryota; Fungi; Ascomycota; Sordariomycetes; Togniniales; Togniniaceae. The transcript is spliced from 4 exons. The record is from RefSeq and is a predicted model, not a curated record.